This is a messenger RNA of Sclerotinia borealis F-4128, 2886 nucleotides long. The record is from the annotation of a GenBank genome assembly. Lineage: Eukaryota; Fungi; Ascomycota; Leotiomycetes; Helotiales; Sclerotiniaceae.
AUGGGAUUCUAUACACUUCCCUUCAUAUUCCUAACGUUCCAGCUCGGUGGACUGACGUCGGCAAUACGUCUCGGCCAUCGUGAUCUCAAUGCGGACUUCCUACCUUGCUACGAUUAUAUCAUUGCUGGAGGCGGAGUUUCAGGACUUGUUCUCGCCAACAGAUUGUCUGAGGACCCCGAUGUAACGGUUCUGGUCAUUGAAGCUGGUAACCUGGACAACAACGAAGAUUUCAUCAUGUAUCCUUUUGACGACGGAGAGGGUCUUGACUCAAGUUAUGACUGGAGCCUUUGGACUGCCCCUCAAACAUAUCUUGAUGGCUCUUCCCGGCCAAUGGAUAUGGGAAAAGGUGUCGGCGGCGGUAGUCUCAUCAAUGGUAUGUGCUGGACUAGAGGCGGAAGUGCCGAUUAUGAUGCGUGGGUAGCUCUUGGAAACCCUGGAUGGGGAUGGAAUGACCUCCUGCCAUACUUUAAACGAACCGAGAACUAUACCAACGAUGUCGAUGCUGCUUUUGCCCACGAAUUAUAUGUUUAUCCGGAUGCUUCGACACACGGUACGACUGGAUAUAUUGAUGUCUCGUAUCCAAAAUUCUUCUAUCCUCAGUCUCAAUUAUUCCUGGAUGGACUGCGAGAGCUGGGAAUUCCUACCCUACUCGACCCAAACAAUGGUACGACUGCUGGCGGUAUGCUAAUACCGAAUAACCUUUCACCGGAUAGUCAAACACGUUCUGAUGCGAGGCGUGGUUACUAUGACGGUUCAAUCAAUCGCCCAAAUCUACACGUUGCCACUGGCCUAGUUGUUAUUAGAGUCUUAGUAGAUUCAGCUCCUGCAGAAGUUCUUGCACGGAACCUCCCAGAUGGUCAAUGGAUUUCCGGUAUUGCACCUUCUCUCAGUACGGUCGUACGUGAAAUUUCGUGCUCACGAGAAGUCAUACUUGCAGCAGGAAGUGUUCACACUCCUCAGAUACUUGAGCUUUCCGGCAUCGGCCAGCCAUAUAUCCUUGAGCAGCUCGGCUUGCCAGUACACAUUAAUCUGCCAGGAGUGGGGGAGAACUUCCAAGAUCACCCUUACGUUGGUGCCGUCUACUAUUAUUCUAAUUCUAGCUACCCAACCAUUGUCCAAAUAGACAGUGAUCAAGGACUGCUCACCCAAGCAGAGCAAGAAUACUACGUCAACAAGACUGGUCCCUGGACUGCUGGGGCGAUUAAUACAGUCGCUUUUCCAUCACUGUCACAGAUUACUUCAAAUUGGACUAACAGAAUUGCUGAUGCAGAGAAUCAAGGAGUAACAGACCACCUGGUACCAGGCCUCGAUGCAAGCGUCAUCUCGGGAUAUGCUGCGCAAAAAGACCUCAUUGUCGAGCUUCUCAAUCGCUCUGAUGUCAGUGCCUACGAGCUUCUCAAUGACAAUGUGGGACUUCUUUCAGUUGCCGUAAUGCAUCCUCUCUCCAGGGGGAGUGUUCAUAUUACAACAGACAAUCCAUAUGUACCACCCGAUAUCAACCCACGAUAUUGCUCAAAUCCGCUCGAUCUUCAGAUAUUGACAGACGCUCUUAUAUUCAAUAACGAACUUGUGAAUACUGACUCGAUGAAGUUGUUACAGCCAAGACCUUACUACCCAUUUCUCCUCAAUGUCACAUCAGAAACCUUGAUAUCUACCAUCAAUUCAGGUUUAAGAACGGAAUUCCACGGCUCCGGUGCAACUUCUAUGAUGCCACGCGAGCUGGGUGGCGUCGUGGAUCCAGACCUUCGUGUCUACGGAACGAAAAAUCUUAGGAUUGUUGAUGCUGGUAUCAUACCAAUGCUUCCUGCCUCUCAUCUGCAGGCACCAGUUUAUGCCAUAGCUGAAAAGGCUGCUGAUACCAUAAAACGCGACAACUAUGGAUUAUCUCCUAAUGGGUGUGGCAAAAACUCUUCUUUUGCACGCCCUGGUCCAGUCUUAUCGAAUUUGUCGAUCAAUUCCUUGAAGUUAUCCGCCUCGAAUCUGAUACCGAGUGCUACAACGUCACAACCAGGAAAACAAUCUUCUGUAGCAUCACUUUUCCCUCUUUCAUCUCUACAAGUCACAUCACCUGGUGCAGGGUUUCCGAUUCCUGGACCACAAGUCGAGAAGGGUUCUACCCAGCCAGCCGUCCCUAACUUGGAAAGUCCGGUUCUCAGAGCGUCAGCAGUUUUUCCAACAUUACAGGCCUGGAACGAUUCUUCUCAAUCACUCGUCCAUCAACUGGGAACUACGGUAGUCGGGACACCGAUACAAAGCUCUAUAGUGCAGUCGACAGCCAUAACUCAAUCUGCUGGCGCCGAUAUUGGAAGUCCAGCCGUUAGGAACGGUUCAGAAACUGCAUUGGUGUCAUCUGAAACUGCCACUGUACAUGUUGCCCCCGCACCAGAUGUGUUAACUUCCACUACUGUGCCUAUUGUACCAACGGCCAGUCUUCAAACCGUACCCACCCUCCAGCUUUCAACUUCAAGUGAAGGAUCUCAAUCAACAACUAUUGAUGGGGGUGCUUCCGCUCCCACGCCAGAUUCAGCAGCCUCCGCCUCACCUGUUAUCCCAAUAACCACUCUUCAGAAUGUACAGACUAUGCAGCCCUCAGUGGCAAGUCAAACCUCUCAGCCAAUUACGACUACUAGUAGCCAAAACGCAUUGGCAGAUGUGGCAGCUGUAUUUGGGGCAAAGUUUGAGCAGGUAGCUUCAACCAUUGUUCCCAUUCCUGUAGCAGGUGCAGAUAUCCCAGGACCUACGAUCACAUCCCCAGCUUCUGUCCUCGAUAUACUUCCUGCACCAGCACUGAUGUUCAAAACUUUGAAAAGCUCAGAGUUUCACAUGGUAGCUUCAAUGCUGGAGGUCAAGUAUUCAACAAUAUUGGUAGAGCCACUAGACCGUUGA